Stomoxys calcitrans (stable fly) is the source of this 1388-nucleotide messenger RNA. RefSeq lists its product as uncharacterized. NCBI's taxonomy places the organism in Eukaryota, Metazoa, Arthropoda, Insecta, Diptera, Muscidae. The transcript is spliced from 2 exons. The coding region runs from base 145 to 735 and encodes 196 amino acids. The record is from RefSeq and is a predicted model, not a curated record.
AGUUUCAAACAUUAGGCAAAUAAAUUAAGAGGCCCAUCAAACGUGUUUGCUCCAGUUAAUCGAAACGUGAAAAAAAAUCAAUUCCAUACGCACUGAAAACUUCCAAAACAAAUUAUUCGAGUCCUUCUAAGCACAGAAACGGAAAUGGCUGAAGGAACUUAUGAAUUUGAAUGCAUGAGAGCUGAACUCUUGGGUAUUGCCAAACCCGAUCAGGAGGAAUUUGAAAAGGCCCGUGCAGAGCGUUUAUUAAGGGAACAAGAGGAGCAGUUGGCAGCGGAGGCCCAGGCCCUAGAGGAGCAGGAUGAGUCUAUGCAAAACACCAACAGCAAAUUGGAUGAGUUGGGCACCAUACUCUCAUCGACACAGCAGAAAAUCUUCCGUUUUAAACAGAGUGCUGCUGGUAGUCUUUCAAAUAUAUUUGGUCGUUCUGGUUCCGUAGAUGUAGCCAAUGAGGCCGCUGGCUCUUCUUCCAAUGCAUCUUCUGCCGGCACCAGUAGACGCAAUACCACAGCGAAUACCUCAAAUAUCAAUGAAGCCAUGCAUGCUUUGGAUGAAAUGAAGCAUCAAGAGGGUCAACCUGUUAUACCCACAGAAAAGAUACGCCAGGCUAAAAUGGAUAUUAACAAAAAGAUGACUUCACAUUUGGAUCGUUUGGAUGAUAUGAUUAAUAAAGCGGAUAGAGCUGAAAUUGCCAUGUCCGAGCAAACAAAACAAAUGCGUCAAAUGGCAAAGUAGAUGUAUGAAAAGAAAAUGAAGGUGAAAGUCAAUCAAAGUCAUAGACUACAAAGCAAAUCAUGUGACAUACCGCAAUCAAAAAAUCCACCAUCAACGAACUUAAUGUUGUGUUUCCUUCUUUCUCUCAUUGAGUGUAGCACCAACUACCACCACCAUUUUUAAACAUAUACAGUCAUUGUCACUUGGAAGGAAAUCAGGAAGAAGACUCCACAAUGUUCCUGUAAAUCCAGCAGCAUAUCUUCCAUAAGCUUUUGCUAAAACAUUCCAAAAACACCAACAUCAUAUUAGUUGGGAUUUGAUAUUUUUCCAAAUGCUGUUUAACACCCAAUAAUCUCGUUUACAGAACAGAGGGCCUUAAGAUUAAAUGAUUGGUCAACUGCCAUCAGUUGCUGUAAGGGAAUCGAUUUUGAAAAAUAAGAACGAACUCCAAAGUACAUCUAAAUGUCAAUUCACUAGAUUCUAUCUGUAAGUAUCUAUAUGAUCAUCUGUGUUACCUGCAACGAUAUAAACUUAGCACCACCAUCUAUUAACUUCAUAAAUCAAAGCCUUCAUACUUUCAGUUGUUUAAGGUUUAUAAGCUAUAUGUUCCGAAAAUGAAAAUAUCACCACCAAAACGCCUAAAACGAAUCAAAUAAAAUCCAUUACGAAUCACA